UAAUACGUUUAUGCCGAAAUCAAGUAAAGUUUUCCUUUACGGCCUUUUUUUUUUUCCAGAUAUUUAAAACUGCGAAAAUUGGAAGAGGGGUUUAUGUAUAAACCCCCGUCUUCUUCCUCCUCGGUCCUCGCUGCCUCUGGAAAUUAGAAUCUUAAGAUUUGUUUUGCUGUGAGUUUACCGGAGCAGCCCCGGGCCUGAAGAUGGCGGCAAAAGGACCUGGGUUAUUCUCUGACAUUGGCAAGAAAGCCAAAGAUUUACUAGUUAAGGAUUACAGCACGGAGCAGAAAGUUACAGUUACUUCUCACAGUGACACAGGACUUGAUCUCAACUCAACAGUGGUGAAGAAGGGUGGCCUUUUCUAUGGAAAUGUUGCUUCAAAUUAUAAGCACAAGAAUGCUAUGGUUGAUUUCCAUGUUUACACAGAAUCAGAGGUCUCCACAAGAUUUACCAUCGUGGAUAUCCUGCCAUCGACAAAAACCAUUGCCUCAAUUAAACUCCCUGAUUACAAAUCGGGCAAGUUGGAGCUACAACAUCUCCAUGAGCACACGUCUUUCACUGCCGCUAUUACUCUGAAUCAGUCUCCUGCUAUUGAUUUCUCUGCAACCAUUGGCACCCCAAGCAUUGCUUUUGGUGCAGAAGGUACUUACUUGACAGGUUCUCGGAAAUUCCUUAAAUAUAAUGCUGGUGUAAGCUUGACAAAAUCAGAUUCUUCUGCUUCAGUAAUUCUCGCUGACAAAGGAGACUCACUAAGGGUAUUGUAUUUGCGUCAUCUAAAUUGGCUGAAUGGGGGAGCUGCUGUUGGGGAGGUCACUAGAAAGUUUUCUACGAAUGAGAAUACGUUGACAGUUGGAUGCUCUUGCGUGGUUGAUUCUAACACAACGGUGAAGACAAAGCUUGACAACAAUGGUAAUCUUGGGGCUGUUUUACUGCAUAGGGUUACACCUAAGGCCUUCUUGACUGUUUCCGGUUCUUUUGACACCAAGGCCUUAGAGAAGGAACCCAAAUUUGGGUUGGCAUUCAACCUCAAGCCUUAGCAAUUUAAGUUUUGAAUACAUAAUCUGCACACAUAUGUAAGCAUAUAUUUUUUCAUUUUCCUUUUUCAAUUCACAUAUCUUCCCUCAUUUUGCAAGUUCGAUUCUGAAUGAGAAAGUUAGGUAAGUUUGUUUGUUUCCUAUUUGCAAUCUCUUUCUUCAGUGUUGUGCAAGUUAUUUUCCUGGAGAUUGUCUAUUGUUUUGGGUGGAGUGACUCUGUGUGAAACUAUGAUACACUACGCAGUUGUAGUAUGGAUAUUUCGGAAGAGGAUACUACAUAACCUGCUCCGAAAAUAAAGCUUUCUAAGAAGUUUGUCGUA
Messenger RNA from Cannabis sativa, 1351 nucleotides. RefSeq names its product mitochondrial outer membrane protein porin 2. NCBI's taxonomy places the organism in Eukaryota, Viridiplantae, Streptophyta, Magnoliopsida, Rosales, Cannabaceae. The transcript is spliced from 6 exons. The record is from RefSeq and is a predicted model, not a curated record. Gene Ontology annotation, cellular component: mitochondrial outer membrane. The coding region runs from base 201 to 1034 and encodes 277 amino acids. Gene Ontology annotation, molecular function: voltage-gated monoatomic anion channel activity. Gene Ontology annotation, biological process: monoatomic anion transmembrane transport.